This is a messenger RNA of Lycium ferocissimum, 978 nucleotides long. RefSeq lists its product as uncharacterized. Bases 1 to 978 code for a protein of 325 amino acids. NCBI's taxonomy places the organism in Eukaryota, Viridiplantae, Streptophyta, Magnoliopsida, Solanales, Solanaceae. The record is from RefSeq and is a predicted model, not a curated record. The transcript is spliced from 2 exons.
AUGGUGGAAUUGGGGUUCCCCUAUAAAUUCAUUCAAUGGGUAAUAGAGUGCAUCACUUCUGUCUCUUAUUCCUUGGUCUUAAAUGGUGGAUUAACAGAGCCUUUCCAAGGGAAAAGAGGAAUUAGACAGGGUGCAAGAAACUGGGAAUACUACACAUAUAUUUUGCUGAUGUUUUGCAAAGCUGAAAUACAAUCUAUAAAGCUGCUACAAAAGGCUUUUCUAAAGUUUUCAGCUGCUUCAAGGCUACAAGCAAACAUUGACAAGAGCCCAAUUUAUAUGACUGGGGUAAAGGAGCCAUUUAAACAACAACUUCUCCAGACACUUGGCUUCUGUGAAGGAUCCCUUCCUUUCAAAUACCUGGGUGUCCCUUUGUCCUCAAAGAAGCUCACAAUUGCCCAGUGUCUACCAUUCGUUGGGAAAAUUACAGAAAAGAUGAAGUGCUGGUAUGCAAGGCUGCUUUCUUAUGCAAGCAGAUUGCAGCUGAUUAAGUCUGUUAUUUUUGGGGUUCAAAUCUAUUGGGCUCAGAUUUUCAUACUACCUAAGAGAAUAAUGAAAAUGAUUGAUAGUAUAUGCAGGUCCUUCCUAUGGACAGGGUCAACUGAAAUUUCUAAAAAGGCAUUGGUCUCUUGGGCUAAGAUUUGUCUUCCAAAAGCUGCAGGGGGUCACAAUGUCCUGGACCUGUGCCUAUGGAACAAAGCUGCAAUCCUAAAACAUCUCUGGGCUUUGGCUAAGAAAAAGGACUGUCUUUGGAUUAGGUGGGUGCAUAGUUACUACAUAAAGCAAGAUUAUUUAUGUCCCAUACCUGCAAAUGCUACAUGGGUGGUAAGGAAGAUAUUGGAAGUAAGGAAAUAUGUUCUACAGUCACAAACUCUUCAAGGUGAUUUACACACAAGAUUAUCAACUGUGGUGGCAGGCUCAAAAUUCUCAAUUCAGCAAAUGUAUGUUGCAUUACUCCCACAAUAUCAAAAAGUCCCCUAG